AUGGCAAGCCGCCCCAGCACCGACACUGCCCUACCUACUGCCUUCCCAGCCUUCUUCAAGUGGUGUCAAGCACACCUUCGCGCCCGCGGUUGGGGGCACCUCUAUGAAGCUGCGGUUCGUUACCGGAGAACAUGGGUUCAUGUUCAACAAGGUAAUGCCUCAACCGCAGAGGCAAUCAAGCGGCUGCUGGAUGCUGUGCUCAAAUCUCGCAUCACUAAGUCCCGCCUCAUUGAGGCAGCUGCUUUGGGGGACGACGCUGGUGAGGCGGAAUGGGUCCUACCAACUGGUACCGACCUGCGGGGACUACCUACGUAUCAAAUGCGGACCAUCCUGGAGGAUCGUCGAAUGGGCGCGUUCAAUUCCUAA
Messenger RNA from Phytophthora nicotianae INRA-310, 366 nucleotides. RefSeq lists its product as hypothetical. The transcript has a single exon. The record is from RefSeq and is a predicted model, not a curated record. Bases 1 to 366 code for a protein of 121 amino acids. Lineage: Eukaryota; Oomycota; Peronosporomycetes; Peronosporales; Peronosporaceae.